AUGUCGAAUCUUUGGGACAAAUGGGAGCUAGGUUUCCGAUUACAGUGCGGUUCUGCACAGAAACGUGUAUGUUUCAUUUUACCACAUCUAAAAUCGAUUUUCAAUGAGUCAUGGAUGUAUCCGGAUUUGAAAAUUGGUUUCAGAUUUGGAACCGAAUCGAUUUGUAAGAAGUCUGGAACCAAUCAUGGAACCAGGAAGAUGGUGAAGAUGAUUGAAUUCGAAUUUGGUUACAAUUCAUUGAUCAUCAAGCUUUGGUUCCAGAAUCAAAGAUGGUCUGAGAUAGAAACUUGCUGUAAAAAGUUGGUAGCAGCAAGAAAAAAGAUGUCUAUUGUGCAAGCACCUAACAUUCUUGUUAUUCAACUCAAGAGGCUUGAGGGAAUAUUUGAUGGGAAGAUAGACAAAUCAAUUGCUUUUGAGGAAGUAUUAGUUCUUUCAAGAUUCAUGUGCAAAACAAGCCAGGCUGAAAAUGAAGCUGAUAGGAUUGACUGGAUGAACAAGAUCACAGGAGUAAUUGCCUCUCUCUCGAACUCCCACCUGAAUCAGACACAUUUUGGAAGAAGUAAUUUGGGCAAUAUUAGUGAAGCAGUUGAUGAUGAUUUUACUGUGUUGAGUAUUAAUAACGAGGGGGGAUCUACAGGUGAUAACAUGGACAUGAAUCCAGCAGAUUUUGUCUCCAGUAUUCUUGGAGAGAUUCCUGGAAAUGAUCUGUGUGAAGAAUGUGGUGCACUUGAUUUCAUUUAUUUUUUUAAUACAUACAGUGAUAUUAUUUAUAUUAUAAACAGUACAUGUACCUUUGCCCUAGAUGUGCAUACUAGUGGUGGUGAUCGUGGGUCCUUAAUUGACCAGUUUAACAAACCUGGAUCUCCAUUUUUCAUAUUCCAUCUCAGGUUGAUUUGCAAGUAUAAGCUAGAGCUCACAGAAUUAGUCAGAAGGAAGAGGUUAAAUCGGUUGAAGAACAAGUUUGAGGUUCAGCUGAGCACAAACUUGGAGUUGCUAAUCAAAGCAUUAUUGUUGGUUUCUUUGAUAGUAACACAAGGAGGAAGCAGAUAUUUCGAAGGAAGUGCAAAAGAAAAUAUUGACGAUGACCAUGUUCCUACGUCUCUGACAAAGAAAAGAUCGAAGGGUGUGGGAAUUAGAGAGCAUGUGGAUGAUGAACCUCCAUUAAAGAAGAAAACGUUUGGUACGUUAAAAACCUUCUCGUUGAAGAAUUUGAAGUACAAACCACUAAAGAGACAUCUUACAAAGAUGGUUACUGAUCCAGAAGUUGAUAAUGUUGAUGAGGAAAUAGAGAUUGAUCUAGAAAUUCAUUCAACGCAUGGAGAAGCUCCUUCAGCAUUUUGA
Molecule: messenger RNA, 1341 nt
Organism: Lactuca saligna
Lineage: Eukaryota; Viridiplantae; Streptophyta; Magnoliopsida; Asterales; Asteraceae
Source: the annotation of a GenBank genome assembly